Messenger RNA from Lucilia cuprina (Australian sheep blowfly), 1050 nucleotides. RefSeq names its product putative phosphatidate phosphatase. NCBI's taxonomy places the organism in Eukaryota, Metazoa, Arthropoda, Insecta, Diptera, Calliphoridae. The record is from RefSeq and is a predicted model, not a curated record. Gene Ontology annotation, biological process: signal transduction; phospholipid metabolic process; phospholipid dephosphorylation. The transcript has a single exon. Gene Ontology annotation, molecular function: phosphatidate phosphatase activity. The coding region runs from base 100 to 1038 and encodes 312 amino acids.
AUUUUUUUGGGGAUAAACGAAACGAUCGAAUUGAAAAAAAUAAACGAAAAAUAUUAAACAAAAUAGUGCAACCAAAUCUUGACAAAAUUAUAAACCAACAUGUGUUCUAAUCCCAAUACCCGCCUUUUAAUGCGGCUUAUAAUAGACGUUUUACUCUUAACUAGUGUUUAUUGUGUGGCCUUGGUGAUUUUACCACAAAUAAUGAAAACUCAUCAACGUGGUUUCUUUUGCGGCGAUGAAUCCCUUUUGUAUCCUUAUAAACAAGAGACACUGUUAAAACGUCUUCAUAUCACCAUACUGGUAAUUGCUAUACCUGCUGCCUUAGUGUUGUGUAUAGAAAUGUUACGUGUUGCAUUUCCGGCUGAUAAAACAACUUCCACUGCUAGCAGUCUCGUGCCAAAAUCACCUCAACAAUAUGUAUUUGUAGGUGUACGCAUACCCACCUUUGUCAGUGAGUGUUAUAAUACCAUGGGUGUCUACCUGUUUGGCUUGGCUUUAGUGUUAAUAGUUACGAAUUUAUCAAAAGGAUUUACUGGUCGUUUAGCACCCUAUUUCUUUGAAGUGUGUCAGCCUAUUUUGCCAACAAAUGAAACAGCUUGUUUGUCCAAUGAUCAUUUUGGUCGCUAUAUAGAAAAUUAUAGCUGUAGUUCUUUAACCUCUACAGCUCAUCUACUAACCGUUAUGCGUCAAUCAUUUCCCAGUGCUCAUGCUUCCACCACCGCCUAUGCCAUGUUAUUUUUAACCAUAUAUUUACAGGCUCGUUUGCAGACUGGUUGGUUAAAGUUAUGGCGCACGCUCUUGCAGAUUGCCGCCCUUAUGAUUUCUUUGUUAGUUUCAUUUGAACGUUUAAGUUCUUAUCGUCAUCAUUGGACUGAUGUUUUAUUUGGCCUAUUGAUAGGCUAUACCAUGGCCUUGUUUAUGACCAAUUUGGUUUCACAAUUCUUUAAGAAAGUUCCCGUUAAAGUACGUCGUAUACGUGAAGAUGCUUCGAAUAUUUAUGGUUAUUAUACCGUUAUGCCGAGACCAAGAUGUUAUUAAGUUUUUAGUUUA